Messenger RNA from Sinocyclocheilus grahami, 2822 nucleotides. Its product is annotated as spondin-1-like. Gene Ontology annotation, biological process: cell adhesion. The transcript has 15 exons. The coding region runs from base 1 to 2175 and encodes 724 amino acids. The record is from RefSeq and is a predicted model, not a curated record. NCBI's taxonomy places the organism in Eukaryota, Metazoa, Chordata, Actinopteri, Cypriniformes, Cyprinidae. Gene Ontology annotation, cellular component: extracellular matrix.
AUGAGUUCACUGACUUUUGGAAGUCGAAGCAUCAGUGUUUUCUCAGGCCAGGAUCGUUCGGAGCGGGUUUCUCUCACUAUUGUGAAAUGGAAAACCCGAAAUGGAGCACGAGCAGAGCUGAGUUUGUAUGCCUCCAGCCCAUCUUACUUUCGUGGCUUUACCCUCAUUGCUCUGAAGGAAGGAAGGGAGGGCGUCACUCCUGAUGAUUACGCUGGCACUUUCAAGCUUAUUGAUGAAAGUGACACGCAGUUUAUGACCAACUGCCCCCCAGCCGUCACAGAGAGCAUUCCCAGAAGACGCACAAGGAUACAGGUGUUCUGGACAGCGCCACCUUCUGGCAGUGGUUGUGUCACUCUCAAGGCCAGUGUUGUACAGCGAAGAAUCAUUUUCUUCCAAGAUGAGGGCUCACUUACCAAAAGACUCUGCGAGAAAGAUCCAGUUGCGAUGACUGAAAAACCCAUGCAAGAGUGCUGUGCUUGUGGAACAGCCAAGUAUAGAGUCACUUUCUAUGGAAACUGGUCUGAGAAGGUACAUCCCAAAGACUACCCAAGACGUGCUAAUCAUUGGUCGGCUCUCAUUGGUGCGUCUCACUCGAGAAGCUAUAUGUUAUGGGAGUAUGGAGGUUUCGCCAGUGAAGGAGUCAAGCAGGUGGCUGAGUAUGGAUCACCCGUCAAAAUGGAGGAGGAGAUUCGACAAAAGGGUGAUGAUGUUAUGACGGUUAUCAAAACCAAAGCCCAGUGGCCCGCCUGGCAGCCUCUUAAUGUGCGUUCCUCCCCCUCGGCGGAGUUCUCGGUGGAUCGAGCCCAUCAUCUCAUGUCUUUCCUGACUAUGUUGGGCCCCAGUCCGGACUGGAACGUGGGAUUGUCUGGGGAGGACCUGUGCACCAGGGAUUGCGGCUGGGUCCAGAGACUGGUGAAGGAUCUGGUGCCGUGGGAUGCCGGUACUGACAGCGGGGUCACUUAUGAGUCUCCCAAUAAACCCAGCAAUCCCCAGGAGCGGAUUCGACCCCUCACCAGUUUGGAUCACCCACAGAGCCCCUUUUAUGACCCUUCCGGUGGCCCCAUCACACCCCUUGCCCGAGUAGUAGUGGAGAGAAUCGCAAGAAAGGGAGAGCAGUGCAAUACCGUGCCCGACACCAUAGACGAUAUCGUUGCUGAUAUUGCUCAGGAGGAGAAGGAGGAAGCAGACAACACUCCAGAGACGUGCAUCUACUCAAACUGGUCUCCGUGGUCAGCCUGCAGCUCCUCCACCUGUGAUAAGGGUCGACGGAUGAGGCAGAGGAUGCUAAAAGCGCAGCUGGACCCCAGCAUGCCCUGCCUGCAUACCCAAGACUUUGAGCCCUGCAUGGGGCCGGGCUGCAGCGAGGAGGAGGCGUCCACCUGUAUGAUGUCAGAGUGGAUCAGCUGGUCUCCGUGCAGCGCCUCGUGUGGAAUGGGCAUGAGGUCCAGAGAGAGAUAUGUCAAGCAGUUCCCAGAGGACGGCUCCAGCUGCACGCUGCCAACCGAGGAGACAGAGAAGUGUGUGGUCAACGAGGACUGUUCACCCAGUAGCUGUGUGGUGACCGAGUGGGCUGAGUGGGAGCCCUGCAGCGUGAGCUGUGGAGUGGGGAUGAGGAAGAGAGAGCGCAUGAUGAAGAUGGAGGCCUCAGAUGGCUCGCCCUGUCGAGCGCAGCUGGUGGAGGCAGAGAAGUGCAUGAUGCCUGAGUGCAACGAGGUGGUGUGUAUGCUGUCUCCGUGGUCAGACUGGGGAGAGUGCAGUGUGUCUUGCGGGGUGGGCAUGCGUUCCCGUCAGCGCAUGCUGAAGACGCCUGUAGAGCCCAGCUUGUGUUCAGAUGAACUCGAGCAGGUUGAAAAGUGCAUGCUUCCUGAAUGCCCCACGGACUGCAUGCUGUCGGAGUGGUCGGAAUGGUCAGAGUGUAAUAAGUCUUGUGGGAAGGGUCACAUGAUCCGGUCACGGAUGGUCAAGCUAGAGCCUCAGUUUGGAGGCAUGCCCUGUCCCGAGACGGUCCAGAGGAAGAAAUGCAAGAUCCGCAAGUGCAUGAGAGGUUCCCGUACCAGCGACAAGAAGAAGAGACAGGAAGCUUCAGACAGGAGGAGAGCAAAACCGAGCAGGGAGUCUGUGGCAGAGGAGAGCUCAGGUCCAGAAUUAUUUAGUAUUUACUUAUUGCAAGUUUAGCUCUCUGUCAACCGAUCAUUCCUGGAAGCAGGAUUUAUGUUAAUUGCUCAUGGUUUGUGCAGCUGAAUUUGACUUGAAUUUGAAUUUGAUUUAUCUGAGACAGUUAUUCCGAAGAAGUCUUUGCAAUCUUUCAUCAGUAUAUAAUAACUUUUCAAACUUUUCUUGGCUGAUUUCACCUUGGUACAGAGCUCCUAAAGGGACAUGGUGAUGAAAAAUAAUAUGCAAUGGGACAGAAAAAACAUUGUUUACUCACAACUUUUUGCAUUGUCUCGUGAAAAUAUUCUCCUAAGAAUAUUUUGCAUUCUCAUGUAAAACCUGUGUGUUCCCGCGAGAGACUUCUGCACAGUGCUUCACUCUUGUACAUAAUUACUUGAGUAAGCUGUACAGAGCUCCAAAAGGGACAUGGUGAUGGGAAAAAAAUGAGAUUGAGGAAAAUGAGGAAGGAAAAAUUGUAUUUUAAUACUUUUGCAUUCAUUUGCAAAACUUUUGGGAUCCCCCAGGAAAUUUAGCUUUUGUUGAUGAAAAUAAUACGAAGUGGCUGGCAAAACUGUAUUUCAAUACUUUAGCAAAGUUUCUCUAUGGAACGCAAAAGUUUUUUCGAGCAAAAGCACUCUUUCUCUGUGGGAACACAAAAUGUUUUGUGAGUG